Molecule: messenger RNA, 3491 nt
Organism: Thalassophryne amazonica
Lineage: Eukaryota; Metazoa; Chordata; Actinopteri; Batrachoidiformes; Batrachoididae
Gene: atg9b
Product: autophagy related 9B
Exons: 14
Coding region: 551-2953 (800 amino acids)
Biological process (GO): autophagy of mitochondrion; protein localization to phagophore assembly site
Cellular component (GO): autophagosome; phagophore assembly site
Source: RefSeq, a predicted model, not a curated record
CGUUUGUUGACAUUUGUGAAAGACAAAAACAGUGCACGGGAACACAGUGGACUUAUUUUUGGAGGCAAACUGUCGCACCUCGGACAAGACUUAAGUUCCUCAGAUGUUAGAGAAAUUAUAGCUGCACGUACAAACUGGUCGCUACUUAACGUCUAACUACAAGAAAAGACGAAAGGAGAUAAAGAAGAGUAGAUGGACGAGGACAAAACAAACCGUGUCACCCUGAUUACACAAACUGGCUGAAUCAUUCUGACGCGAACCAACUGCAAUAUACUUACUUUAGGUCGCUGAAUGACGCAAAAGUGCGGGUGUAUUAAACUCAUUAGUUUUACACAUUAGUUUUAUUUUCGGCUUUGUGCCCAUAAUUUUUAUUUAUUGCCUGCCUUCGGGUUACAAAAUCGCUUUCUGUGAGGCUAGCACAGUAAGCUAGCUAGCCGACCACUGACAUCUGUGGUUAGCAUCACUGUGUCACCGAGUCUGGAUUCGUUUGUCAGAGUUUUUACGAAAACAAACUCUUCAGCAGGGAGUGACAUUAAGAAUGUGAAGCACAAUGGCUGACAUUGAAACCUUGCAGGAGUAUGAGAGAAUUCAGGACUUUGAGGAGGAUUCGCCACCUGGAGAGGAGGAUUUAUUGCUUCAUGUGCCUGAAGGCCUUAAAGACUCAUGGCACCAUGUCAAGAACCUGGACAACUUCUUUACAAGAAUCUAUCAUUUCCACCAAAAAUAUGGCUUUGCUUGUAUGAUGCUGUCAGAGCUCUUUGAACUUGUUCAGUUUUUGUUUGUUGUCACUUUCACAACGUUCCUCAUCAACUGUGUUGAGUAUGAUGUCCUUUUUGCUAAUCGAGCUGUCAACCACACUGGACCGGGCCAGAACCCUUUGGAUAGGAACAAGGUCACACUUCCAGAUGCCCUCUUACUGACCCAGCAGUGCACUCAGAGAAUCCAAGAAAACAGCUGGAUUAUAUUCCUUCUCAUCAUGGCAGCCGUCUUCUGGAUCUAUCGACUCAUUAAAGUCUUCUGCAAUGUUCUGAGCUACUGGGAGAUCAGACAGUUUUACAUCAAAGCACUGAAGAUCAGAAUGGAUGAACUAUGCAAUUUCACAUGGCAGGAAGUCCAGGACCGGCUCAUCAGCCUGCAGCGAGAACAGCAAAUGUGCAUACACAAAAAAGAGCUGACAGAACUUGACAUCUAUCACCGCAUCCUGCGAUUCAAGAAUUACAUGGUGGCUAUGAUCAACAAGUCACUGCUACCAGUGCAGCUGCAGCUCCCCCUGCUGGGCAAUGUGGUGUUUCUCACCCAGGGUCUAAAAUACAACUUUGAGCUUAUCCUCUUCUGGGGCCCUGGCUCACUUUUUCAAAAUAAGUGGAACCUACACCCAAAGUACAAACGGAGUGGAAACCGCCUCGAACUCGCCCAGCAGCUUAGUAGAGUUAUCUUGCUAAUGGGUUUGGCUAACUUGCUGCUAUGCCCCUUCAUCCUAGUGUGGCAGGUGCUCUAUGCAUUCUUCAGUUACACAGAAGUGAUCCGCAGGGAACCUGGUAGCCUCGGUGCACGACGCUGGUCCCUGUACGGUCGCUUAUACUUGAGACACUUUAAUGAGCUGGAUCACGAGCUGCACAAACGUUUAGCCAGUGGUUACAAACCCACAUGUCAGUAUAUGAACUCUUUCACGUCACCUCUUCUGACUGUACUCGCGAAGAACAUUGCCUUCUUCUCGGGCUCAGUGUUGGCAGUGCUUAUUGCGCUGACAGUCUAUGAUGAAGACAUUCUGACGGUGCAGCACAUUCUGACUGCUAUCACCGUGUUGGGGGUGGUUAUCACUGUCGCCAGGUCCUUCAUCCCAGAUGAGCAUAUGGUAUGGUGUCCAGAACAGCUGUUGCAGUGCAUGCUCGCACAUAUUCACUACAUGCCAGACCACUGGAGGGGCAACGCUAACAACAGCGAGACUCGCGAUGAGGUGGCACAGUUGUUCCAGUACAAAGCGGUUUUUAUCUUGGAGGAGUUGCUCAGCCCUAUUGUGACUCCCUUCAUUCUCAUCUUCCUCCUGAGGAACAAGUCUCUGGAGAUCAUUGAUUUCUUCAGACAUUUCACUGUGGAGGUGGUUGGAGUUGGAGACAUCUGUUCUUUUGCACAGAUGGAUAUCAGGCGCCAUGGAAACCCAACAUGGAUGUCAGAGGGCCAGACAGAGGCUUCUGUGUACCAGCAGGCAGAGAACGGCAAGACAGAACUGUCCCUCAUGCACUUCACCAUUAAGAACCCUCACUGGCAGCCUCCACAGGACAGCUCCGUGUUCAUCAGCCACCUGAAAGAGAAGGUGCAGCACGAUGCGCAGGGAGGCCCCUCCCCCCAGGUGCUGCUUACCCAAGCACCUUUCUGCUCCUCCCUACAGUCCAAUGAGUCUCGAACAGUGCCUGAUAAUCUGCUGGCCAGUGUCCUAGCCCACCCCAUCCUAACUGCAUCUGGAUUACAAGGUCAAGACCAUCGCUUCAUCCCACCAAGCACUGCAGCGUCUGCUGCUGCCAGUGUCCUGGCAUCUUUGUCCCCCUCACAGGUUGUACACAGCGGCCGUGGCCACUCUCACGGCCUCCUGCCCUCAUCUGUCCAGCCUGAGAGCAACGUGUACCGCAGUGAUCACACUGUCAUGGACAGUAUGUCUCACAGUGAAUCCCGCAUCCGGAGCAGUGCACUGCUCUCUGAGUUUGCCUCAGCAGAGAUGAGUCUUCAUGCCAUCUACAUGCAUGAGCUCCACCAGCAGAGUUCCCACCCUCAAAGGACUCCAGGUCAGUGGCAGAAUCCAGUGCCAAUGCGAGAUCUCCACACCAACACAGGUUUCCAGACACAUGGUGCUUUUCCUGCCCAGCUUGGUGGAUGGAGAGAGGAAGAAGAGGAGGAUGAAGAUCAGGAGGUUUACAGCGGCACUACUUCAAACCAGGAUACCAAGAGUAUUUGCUAAAGUGCCUUAUGUCAUAAGUGUUUACAUUUUGCUUUCUUCAAUGAGCAUUGUGGCCUUUGAUGAUUUUUGUGGAGAAUUUAUCUUGGACCUUUAAGGUGUCAUUAAAAGGCUCUUUGAAUAACCACUGUUUCUGCACCGCCAUGCCUCAUCCUGUCGCAUCAAACAGACUAUGGCAUCAGGGAAACCGUACGUCUUCCGUCCUCUUCAUUGUAAUAUUGUCCUAAACUUGUAAAAAUGACUUGUGCAGAAAAAUGCAUAUAGUAAAGACAGCAUAGUGUAUUCCUGAGAAUACUGUGUGAUGGCGGGCUGUCACAGAAUGCAAAAGCCUCACCUCUGCACAACUCAAGCAUUUGUGUGGUUGGACAAAAGUCUAUUGGAAGCUUGAGUGGUUUGUGUUACCAAGACUGCAAGCAUUGUGACAGCUGCCUGGACAUUUUUAAUCCAUAAAGACAAAAAAAUAAAAUAAAAUCAGAUUGUGCUAUAGGACCCUUGCGAUUUGUGAAUACACUUUUGUGUCUUAUUUUUCCUUUUAAAAAAA